Molecule: messenger RNA, 2047 nt
Organism: Eufriesea mexicana
Lineage: Eukaryota; Metazoa; Arthropoda; Insecta; Hymenoptera; Apidae
Gene: sad
Product: Cytochrome P450 family protein sad
Exons: 6
Coding region: 160-1776 (538 amino acids)
Biological process (GO): glucocorticoid biosynthetic process; cortisol metabolic process; C21-steroid hormone biosynthetic process
Cellular component (GO): mitochondrial inner membrane
Molecular function (GO): heme binding; monooxygenase activity; iron ion binding
Source: RefSeq, a predicted model, not a curated record
AAAAAUAAUCGAUUCGUCUGCAAAAUGGAAGUUUCAAAUUUAAUACGUGUCCUAUAACAUGCAUUCGAUGUAAAAUAAUACCGGAUCAUAUUAUCGGUGUUCUAUAUUUAUCACUUACAUUCGCGUUAACGCUUGAUAAGGAAGAAUCAUUUGCGCAUUAUGAAGAUGAAUGUUACACAAAAUAUUUUUAAAAGUGAUAAAUCUAUAAACGUUUGUAACAGUGUUACCGCGUUAAAAUAUUAUGUGCCUGGUUGCGGUUACGCAGGCGCGUCACAGGCAUCAAGAAUCGAUGAUUUGUCCGAUAUCUCGAAAUCUACAGAUGGCGCGAAUCGAUCGAAAGUAGAAAUCACAGAGAAAUUGCGCGACAGAAAUUAUGGUAUUGUAGCAGCAACAGAGACCGGAAGUAUAUUACAGGAAGCACCAGAACCUCGAGGAGUUCCCGUGGUUGGAACCCUUUUCUCAUUUAUUCUUUCUGGCGGUCCAAAAAGGCAACACGAAUAUGUUGACAGAAGGCACAGGGAAUUAGGUCCCGUUUAUAGAGAACGGAUAGGACCAACUACUGCAGUUUUUGUAAACUCAACCCACGAAUUUCGUAGAAUCUUUCGACUAGAAGGUUCAACACCAAAACACUUCUUACCGGAAGCUUGGACACUUUACAACCAAAUACGGAAAUGUCGUCGCGGUUUACUGUUCAUGAAUGGCGAUGAAUGGAUACAUUUUCGGAAAAUUUUAAACAAAGUGAUGUUAAUACCGGAUCCAACUAAUUUAAUGAUUGAACCGUGUCAAGAGGUAGCAAUGGAACUUAGACAAAAGUGGCAAAAUCAGAUUAAGACUGAUUCUAUCAUAACAAAUUUACAGAUUCAACUUUAUCAAUGGUCUAUCGAAGCAAUGAUGGCCACGUUGAUGGGAUCAUGUUGGCACUCUUACAAGCAAUAUUUAUCUCGAGACUUUGAAGUAUUAGCGGAAACGCUGCAGAAAAUAUUCGAAUACUCGGCUAAAUUAUCCAUAAUACCAGCUAAAUUAGCUAUGAACCUACACCUACCUGUUUGGAAGAAAUUUGUUACAUCUGCAGAUACAGCUUUCGAAAUUGUUCGACUUCUGGUACCGGAAAUGACUAAAUUGGGUGGUAAUGGUUUGAUGAAGAAAAUGAUGGAUGAAGGCAUUAAACCGGAAGAUGUAAUCUGCAUUGUUACCGACUUCAUCUUAGCAGCUGGUGAUACGACAGCGACCACUUUGCAGUGGAUAUUGUUGCUAUUGUGUAAUCAUCCUGAAAAACAAGAAGAAUUAUUUGAGAACUUAAAAGAUCUUCCUCAAAGAGAUUUAUUACAAAUACCUUUGUUAAAAGGUAUAAUCAAAGAAUCUCUUCGAUUAUAUCCUAUAGCUCCAUUUAUAUCUAGAUAUUUACCAGAAGACAAUGUGAUUGGUAAUUACUUUGUUCCAAAAGGGGAAUUACUUGUAUUAUCACUUUAUUCAAGCGGUCGCGAUACUGCGAAUUUUUCGCAACCAAAUGAGUUUCUUCCAGAAAGAUGGAUUAGGACAGAAAAAGGUACUUAUCAAGGUGUAGUGCAUCCACAUGCAAGUUUACCAUUUGCUUUAGGUGCUAGAAGUUGCAUUGGUCGAAAAUUAGCAGAAAUACAAAUAUCGCUUGCAUUAGCAGAGCUUGUUAAAUCAUUCAAAAUAGAUUGUAUAAAUAAGGACCAAGUAAAAUUAAUUUUACAUUUGAUUUCUGUACCAUCAGAGUCGAUAAAAUUAAAGUUGAUGGAGAGAAACCAGUAGCUAAUGUAACAAUACGAAAUAACAUUUAAGAGCAGGAAAGUAUAUCUUUUACUGUUUAUGUUUUUAUUCGUUUGUUUUGAAGCAAUAAUAUCUUAUCUGUAUACAAUUAUACUCAAGAAACUAAGAUUCAAAUAUUUUCGCCAUUAUACAUACAUACAUACACACACGCGCAUACUCACAGGCACGCACGUGUGUAUUGCGCGUGAGUGCAUGUGUAGGUUGAUUAUUUACAUUAUAAUUAUCAGCAUUUAAAUAUAUAUAUUUCUAAUUA